This is a messenger RNA of Aspergillus niger, 585 nucleotides long. RefSeq lists its product as uncharacterized. The record is from RefSeq and is a predicted model, not a curated record. The transcript is spliced from 3 exons. NCBI's taxonomy places the organism in Eukaryota, Fungi, Ascomycota, Eurotiomycetes, Eurotiales, Aspergillaceae. Bases 1 to 585 code for a protein of 194 amino acids.
AUGGUGAUCGGCCUCCUAGCAAUUACCGCCAUCCCCACCGUCACCGGCGUGGCCAUGGGGGUGAGUGAACAGCGCAAAGCAAAUGAGAGGAAGAAUGACGAGCGACGUAUGGCAAAAUUCAAUAUCGAUGUCGCACCACCACCGAACGAGGAACCUGACGAUGAGGUCCAUGGGUUACGGGUGGUGCUGAGGGACUUUAAGGUUUAUCUUGAUGAUCCUGUUCCCUCGAAGCGAAAAAUACCCUCACAUACCGCGGCAGCGUUCUAUAUUGAGUACCCGGAGCCGGAACAUACAAAGCACCUUAAGCGGGGCUUAGGAUUGGCGACCACCAUUUCAGAUAACCCGCCGAUGUUGGGUUGGAUAUACGCAGAUAGCUACACACAUGAAAUGAAAUAUGGGAACCGGUCAUCGAGUUGCGAUCAUGUCGUUGGGCCGUGGGAUUGGGAGGAUGAGGAGACCACGGUGACACUGGAGGAGAACAGGCAGUUUGUGGCCGUGCAGGAAGAUGAUGGCUCCUGGGCGCUAUACUACGAUCGCGAUGGAGAUGAUUUGGAGGCCCUUGCGAUUAAAGCGGAGCCUGAUUGA